AUGCUACUGGAUCACAACGCCGAUGGGGAAGACAUUCUCCCAGCAGAGGCGGCAGAGGUAGAAGAAGAGGCAGCAGAGUCGGUCGCACUCCAGUUAGGCCAAACCCACCAAGAGGCCUUCAUUUGGUUGAUGAAGAAACUGAUGAUGAAGAAGGAGAUCCUGCUUUUGCAGAACCAAGCCCAAGCUCUCUCCUCAAGCUCCACUGAGUCAUCUUCCAAAGACUCACCUCCACUAGCAUCAACUAAGGGGGAGACAUUUCAGUCCAACAUGGCAGCAACUCCCUCUCAACAUCUUGUUUCCGAAGAUGUUGCUGCACAUGUUCCUGAAAAUGCUGCUGCACCUACUGUCUCAGACAAUGCUUCUCAAAAUGUUGCUGAGGAUGCUGCUCCCUACCAGGAUGAGGAAAUGCCUGAUUUUUCUGGGAUGUCUUCUGCUGAGCAUGUAGACAUUCCCACUGUUGAUGCCCAGGAUUUCACCACCACUGAAGAAACACCCUCUGCUCCAAAUGAAGAUCCUCUGGAAACUCUGGCAGAGGCAGCUGUUCAAGUGGAUGCACCACCUUCCCAAGCUGAAGAAGAAGAGAAAAGUGAUGAUAGCUGGGAAGUUCUCCUUGCCUCAUUUCGCAAAAAUUUGCCACCUUCAGAGUCAGACAGUGACUCGUCUGAGGAAUUCUCUCAGAUGCAGGAAGAUGUUGCCCCACGUGUUGCAUCACCUGAGCCAGCAUACAUCCCAGAUGAACUUGAAGACUCAGAAGAAGAGGAAUCUUCUGAGGAAGAAGAGCUGAAAUUGGAUGGGAAUGAUCUGUCAACUCCUUUUGAGCUUACUCACUCUCUAGCUCAGAUUACCUAUCACCAGUCCAUGGUGGAAAUGCUCCAAAAAACUCUUUCUGAUCAAAAAGGGGGAGAAAAAUCUAGUCAUGAAGUUGAAGCAGGGACUUCUCAUCAUUUGGAUGCCAGAGGCAGAGAACAUGGAGUUAAUGAAGAAGAAGAAAAAAAUGAGGGUGAAGCUGAAGGAGCAAAGGAAAGCAGCAGCAGCUGA
Messenger RNA from Erythranthe guttata (spotted monkey flower), 1038 nucleotides. NCBI's taxonomy places the organism in Eukaryota, Viridiplantae, Streptophyta, Magnoliopsida, Lamiales, Phrymaceae. The record is from RefSeq and is a predicted model, not a curated record.